UAAGUAGUAACAAACCAAAACAGAACGAUAACCUCAAGAAUAGUCUGUUGAAUACAGAAUUGUACUGUUUGUUUAUGAAACAUUGUUGUAUCGUUGUAUCUUCUUUGUUUUGCUUACAUAUUGUAAUUAGUUAUUUUAAUGUUUUAUAACGUUACAGUUUAAUAAAUUAUCGCGUCCUUGGAAGAACUUCUCACGUUAGUUCAGUAUAUCAACAGUUUAAAAUGGAAGAGGCGGAUAGGGAACAGGAUAAGAAAUUGAGAGAAAUAUUUGAGGAGGGACAUGUUAUAUAUGAAGAAAUUUUAAAUACCGAUCAACCUACAAACAGCGGUGACAUUCAGGUUAAAAUCCGGCGAGCAAUGAAGCUGUUUGAAGAUGCAACAAAACUGGCCUCCAUAACAUCAAUGUUUAGUUCCAAUGAGUCAGUGGAAGAAGUUGCUACUCAAGAUUUGCAGUUCUUUCUACUUCCUUCCCUGCUGGGGAAUCUGACUCAAAAAUUAUCAGUGACGGAUAGAAUAGAAGUUGUAGAGACUGCGGAUAUCUAUUUUAGAGAUUUUCUACAGCGUUGCAAGGACUACGGUAUUACAGACGUGGACAUUCCUCAGCCUAACGUGUCAGAGGAGGAUAACGGAGACGAUACACUUGCCCAGUCAAGCCGCCAAUUGACUCCUGCCCAGGGUUUGAUAGCAUCAGCACGCAAUAGAGCUUCCAAAAUAGAACAGUUUAAAGAACAAAAAGCACUCGAGGCACAGUUAAAGGCGAUGAAGGAGAAUGUGACUGCAAAUGUAGAUGAUGAGAUUAAAAGAAAAUACUACCUGACAUUAAUUAAGUGUCAUAUUAACGAAUGUCUGAGCGAGUUAGAUUCAUUACAGUCGGAAAAGGAAAUUUUAAAAUAUAUGGCAAAAAUGAGAACAGGAGGUAGUCUGAGUGCAAAUGAAAUUCAAGACAAAUUGUCCAAGGGUCCCAAGCCUAAACCAUUAAAAGCUAUUAUACUGACAAAAGAUGAGGUUCAAAAAAAGGUAUUUGGAGCCGGCUAUCCAAGUCUUCCAUCCAUGACCGUGAAAGAGUUCUACGAUCAACGAGUUAAAGACGGGAUAUUCCCUGAUGCAGCCACAGUCCAGGCGCGUUGUCUGCAGGAUCUGGCAAGUCAGCAAAAUGCAGAGGCCAUUGCAGAUGAGGAAGCUGCGGAGAGUGAGAGGAGAGUGGAGGAGGAUGAUGAGGAGACACUGAUGAGGGCGAGGGAGAUGGACGAAUACAAAGAUAAUCACCGGCGUGGUUGGGGAAAUCGAUACAACCGCAGCUAACCUCUCGGCACUGUCUUGUACAUAAAUUUAUUUAAAUUGAAUCCGUCAACUGAGUAUUAGUGUUUGUACAAUAAAUUGUUAGAUGUUUACAAA
This is a messenger RNA of Homalodisca vitripennis (glassy-winged sharpshooter), 1394 nucleotides long. RefSeq names its product immunoglobulin-binding protein 1 (gene Tap42). NCBI's taxonomy places the organism in Eukaryota, Metazoa, Arthropoda, Insecta, Hemiptera, Cicadellidae. Gene Ontology annotation, molecular function: protein phosphatase 2A binding. The record is from RefSeq and is a predicted model, not a curated record. Gene Ontology annotation, biological process: regulation of dephosphorylation; regulation of signal transduction. Gene Ontology annotation, cellular component: cytosol. Bases 222 to 1301 code for a protein of 359 amino acids. The transcript has 3 exons.